Messenger RNA from Eimeria mitis, 411 nucleotides. RefSeq lists its product as uncharacterized. Bases 1 to 411 code for a protein of 136 amino acids. Lineage: Eukaryota; Apicomplexa; Conoidasida; Eucoccidiorida; Eimeriidae. The transcript has a single exon. The record is from RefSeq and is a predicted model, not a curated record.
AUGUGGGACAGCGAAGCGGCUGCCACUGAAACCAACGACGAAGGACAGAUUGCACGUCGUCUCCAUGAUGUGAUGAUUCGUACGGCUUCUCGGUUUCCGGGGGGCGCUCGAGGCCUUGCCAACGUUGUCAUCACUCGAGGAGCCCACCCCUGUGUAAUAUUUGCAAAUGGAAAGACGACGGAAGUGCCACUGGCGAAACAGGUUCCGAGUGAACUCGUUGUCGACACGACGGGGGCGGGUGACUCUUUUGCAGGAUCGUUUGCUUAUUUCCUUCUUCAAGCACCCAACUCACCUGAAGCAGCAGUAGCCAAGGCGACGUUCGUUGCGGCGCAAUCCGUCACCAAGAAAGCCGCUGCGGAAAGCUACGCGGGAAGGCACGAGCUUCCUGAUCAUUUGUUCCAGCGCUCAUGA